GGGGAAAAAAAUAGAAAAAAGGGACAAAUCCCACCCGUCAUGUCUUCUUGUUCAUCCUUUGUUUCCCCCUUGUAUUUCUUCCUCACUGUUCGCCUACUUAAAGUCCAAAACUUUGCUUCCGAUUCAACCCAUCUCUUCUUCCCUUGCGAAUAAUCGAUUCUUCUCUGAGGUUCUCUGCGAUUAACAGCACCUGGGUCCGGAUCCCCCGAAGCAGAUUUCUCGAAUGGAAGGCCCUUCCGCGAGUGGGUCGGCGUCGACGGUGUCGGACGAUGACAAUCUCGUCGUUUCUUACGAGGAUUCGUCUUGUCCGGUAGAGACCGAGAUCGAUCUCGGUCUCGCGUUGAGCCUCCGCCCGAACGGCCAACGGCAUUCUGGGGUCUCGUGCUCUGAGGAUUGUUCUUCCGCUUCUUCUUCGUUGAGCAGGGCUAGUGCGACGGCUGGGGUCAAGAGGGCAGCUGAUUCGAUGGCCGCGACUAAUGGGCAAGUUGUGGGAUGGCCACCGAUCAGAAGUUACAGGAUGAACAGCAUGGUUAACCAAGCCAAGACAUUAGCCACUGGAGAGCUGAGUCCAGAGAAUCGCGAAAACGUAAGCAAGAACAGAGCAAUUGUCAGAACCGAUUCAAAGAUCAGAAAUUCAAUGUUUGUGAAGGUUACUAUGGAUGGCAUUCCCAUUGGAAGAAAAGUUGAUCUGAACGCUCAUAGAUCCUACAAGUCAUUGUCAAAGACUCUGGAGGAAAUGUUUCUGAGACCUUCAGCAGGAUCAAAUGCACGAGAAAAUGAUGCCCACACAGGAAACCUUCUGGAUGGUUCUUCUGGAUUCGUGCUAACAUACGAGGACACAGAGGGAGACUGGAUGCUUGUUGGCGAUGUUCCAUGGGGGAUGUUCCUUUUCUCUGUCAGAAAGCUGCGGAUAAUGAGAACGUCGGAGGCCACCGGGACAACUCAGAUGAUCUCAUGAACCUAUCUGUGAAUCGUUUUUAACUUCAAGCCUAAUAAGGCAGAGGGGGAAGAAGACUGACACGUGAAGGGUCUUUGCUCUACUGUUUCAACCUAGUAUAUGUUUUUUUUGUUGUCCUUUCUAAAUCCAUGUCUUCCGUGGAGUAUAGACACUGUAUAUCAUCACACUUGAUGGUGAACUAUAAAAGAGUCCUGAGUUUUGCUUGUAAUUCGCACACAAAGAUGGCUGGCUGUGUGUGUGUAUGUAUGUAUGUAUAUAUACAGUAUAUGUGCAUGGAAAGACUCAAAGUUCUGUU
Messenger RNA from Tarenaya hassleriana, 1253 nucleotides. RefSeq names its product auxin-responsive protein IAA11-like. Gene Ontology annotation, biological process: regulation of DNA-templated transcription. The record is from RefSeq and is a predicted model, not a curated record. Gene Ontology annotation, molecular function: protein binding. Bases 224 to 958 code for a protein of 244 amino acids. NCBI's taxonomy places the organism in Eukaryota, Viridiplantae, Streptophyta, Magnoliopsida, Brassicales, Cleomaceae. The transcript has 5 exons. Gene Ontology annotation, cellular component: nucleus.